AAUUAAUACCGGUUCGAAUAUAAGAAACAUUUUAUUACACUGUAGAUGGAUGAAACUACUGUCUCUGUGUGUCUAGAAUGUACAUAUGUAGCACCUGGCACCUGUAUUCAUCUAUCCGUACGUCCGACGACGACGACAACGAUGACGGCGCUCAAGUUGGAUGGCAGAGAGCUGCUAGUCUUGGAGCAUUCUCUCCGUGUAUUACAGCAUUGGCUCUGGCAUUAGACGAAAAUUAUAAAAUAGCUGCCGUAAUGUAGGUAAUACCGCGUGUGGAAUAAAUUUAUCAAUUCACGUUUUUCCAUCUAUCCGUCCUUUCGUCCGUCCAUCCGCCACCGCCACCAUCGCCAUUCGUACAAUGUACGGUGCUUUCAGAUGCUGCUGGUGGCUGGAGCAGCUCCACAGAUACAGGAGAGGAGCAACGUGGAGGGCAUCGUGUGGAGGUAGAACAACAUACACGUUGUCGAAGGAGGAAAAAGGAGAGAGAUCUACGGACGAUGGUAUAGCCGGGGCCUACGAUGACGUUUACAUUACGAAAAAAAAAAAAAGAAAGAAAAAAGUGAAAGGCAAUAGUCAUGCAGGUUGUGUGCUAUAUAUAUAUGGUUAUUAAAACAGGUCUCUUUUCAGUCUCGCUAUACAUACACUUUUACGUUAGACGGAAUUUUUAAAUAAAGUGAAACCAUCAUCCGUAUUCGCCGUUGAUCAUAUCGAGUUUUCCUGCCAUUCGGUCGAUAGUCGUAAAUUUUUUUCGUGUUUGAAAUCAUCCGCCAAUUUUCGAUGAAUUUUUAAAUCGUUUUUUGGUUCGUUUUUCUUUUCCACCCUCGACUUUGGGCAUUUUUUGAUUUCUGUUUUGCCGAAUCAUCGAAAACGAGCUCGCAGUGUCGUGAAUUGAAUUUUUUUUACACGUCAACACCUGAGAACCAGAAUGACGCUGGUUAAAAUGCAAACGAGGUUAUUAUGGCCUCUGGUUUUGCUAUAUGUUGUGAAUUGCGACGUUCCUGUCUUCAAUUCGGAUCCAGGAAGCGAAUGCGCUUUGUUUCUGGAAGGACCUGGACGUACGAGCUCGUUUGAUUUUAAUACGAAUACGAUCAGAGGAGGACCUCAUGGAUUGGGUAAAACGGGCCAAUGCAUCACGUACGAUGCGAUCAAUCAAGCUUACAUCGAAGCUAGAAAAAGAAUACAUGUACCUCCUCCUCCGAAAAAUGGCGAAUGGGAUGGAAAACAAAUUGCACCGAUCGGAGAGUUGUUAUUGGAUAUAUCGAUUCAGUUGACCAAAAAUUACGGUUUAACCUACGAAGAAGUAGAAAAAGGUUUACCUCGGAUUGACACAUCUCGCACGUUAAUCAGAGAAGUAUGCCCGGCGUUUUUAGCCAACGUAGAAUGUAAGCCUGGAAAAUACCGACGUUACGAUGGUCUUUGUAAUAACGUCAAUCACCCUACCUGGGGUGCUACUCAUACACCUUUCCAAAGGUUGGUCAGUCCGUUGUUCUCCGAUGGUAUGAGUUCGCCUCGUAUUAGCAAUGCAGGUACGUCAUUACCGCCGGCCAGAGUCGUGUCGAGAACUAUGCAUCCGGAUGAAGGAUACCACGAACAUGCAGCUACCAUUAUGAUUAUCGCUUUCGGACAAUUCAUGGAUCAUGAUUUCACGCUUAUGGGAACCCCUCUCGAUCCGGUGAAUAGAAACGAGCCUGAAGAAUGCUGUAAUCGUCCACCUCAUUUAAAAAAUCCAUAUUGCAUGGAAAUUCCGGUUCCCGAAGAUGAUUACUUUUACAGAAAAUACAAAGUUAAAUGUCUCGAUUUUGUCAGAGCGUUCCCCAGCGUCAGACCUGGAUGUAAAUUAGGAUCUCGUUUACCAUUUAACACAUUAACCGGUGUAAUUGACGCUAAUACCGUUUACGGAGUUAAAGAAAGUUUCGCGAGAUUUUUACGUUCCGGAUUCGGAGGUCAACUCAGAAUGAACCCGGCGUUCAGUGAAUACGGCCUGAAGGAAAUGUUACCUUUGAAAUUAGAUGUGCCAGAUGAAGGAUGUACUCGUACCAACAGAUCUCAAUUCUGUUUCGAUGCCGGUGAAAUUCGAGUCAACGAGCAACUUAUUUUGACAACAAUGCAUACGUUGUGGGCUCGCGAACAUAACCGAGUGGCUUCAAAAUUAGCUGAAGUUAAUCCUCAUUGGGACGAUGAAACUCUUUAUCAAGAAGCCAGACGUAUUAUUAUCGCUGAAAUUCAACAUAUAGCCUAUAACGAAUUUUUGCCUAUACUUUUGGGUAAAGAAAUCAUGGAAAAAUUCGGACUAGUGCUUCAAAAAGAAGGUUAUUGGGACGGUUACGACCCGGAAGUAAAUCCAUCGGUUAUUGACGCCUUUUCUGCAGCUGCUUUCCGUUUUGGACACACGUUGCUUCCUACCGCUGUGGAAAGAUGGAGCAAAGCUCAUAAAUUUAUUGCCUCGAAAAGAUUAUCGAAUUUGAUCAGAAGACCCUUCGAUUUGUACAGAGCUGGUGUAUUUGACGAAUACGUGAUGGGAUUAUUGAACCAAGUCGCUCAAGCUAUGGAUGACUCGGUCACUCAAGAAGUAACUAAUAAUUUAUUCAAAAAAGUCGGUCAACAUCACGGUUUAGAUUUAGUCGCUUUUAAUAUCCAAAGAGGACGUGAUUUCGGUCUACCUGGCUACAUGGAGUUCAGAAAAUUCUGCGGAUUACCCGAAGCUGACUCAUUCGACGGAAUGUUCGGUGCCAUGCCCAACUCGACGGUGAAUCGAUACUCGUCUAUUUACUCGAGUACUUGGGAUAUUGACGUAUGGUCUGGAGGCGUAUCAGAACGUCCAUUACCUGGCAGCAUGGCUGGACCUACUUUCGCUUGCAUUAUCGCCACACAAUUCAGUUAUGCAAGACGUGGUGACAGAUUCUGGUACGAGUUACCAAAUCAGCCGUCUUCUUUCAGUCCUGAACAAUUACAAGAAAUCAGAAAAGCACGAUUAGCUCGUGUAGUUUGUGAUAAUACCGAUUUAAUCGAUACCGUCCAGCUGUGGCCUAUUGUGUUACCUGAUCACGAAAUAAAUCCACGAGUUCCCUGCAAAAGUGGCGUCAUUCCGAGCAUAGACUUUUCAAAAUGGGCCGAUUUCAGCGGACUACCCACAGGAAACCUGGCCUUUAGUCAUCAAACCAUCGCUAAAAAAUAAUCUACCUACCUAUUAAAUUAAAAUUUAAAAUAACGAUGCAAAUGCAAUUAUCUCGUUACCCCCUCCCCCCUCCCCUCCUCUCCUUGUUCACUAUUGUGCCAACUUUUUUCUCGUUAUUCAAAAUAUUAUGUGCUGUAUAGUUUUGUAUCUUUAAUUUUAAAACGUACCCCGAUGAAAGAUCCGGUUCUAGAUUUUAAGCUCUUUAUUUAAUCAAAUGUUUAUUGACGACAUGGAUAUGUUAUUUUUUUGGGCCGGGGGUCCAUUUUUGUUGUUAUUUUCUUCUAAUGUUUUUUUCUCUCGACAAAUGAUUCGUUGGCAUUUUUAUGAUUAUCGUAUUUAGAAUUUAAGAAGUUUUUUUUUCUCUAUUAUGUAAGUGUAGUGUGUUGUGAUUAUUUUGUAGGCUGGUGUUUUUUUUUCUCUUUAGAUUUUAAGCGAAGACGCCAUUCCGUCCUUUAGAUUUUUAAGUUCGCACUGUUCACUAAAGAAGAAAAAAAGUGGGAAAGAUUGUGAGAAUCUUUCCUAUAGACGGGUAUCUCGUUCCAUUGUUACGAUUUUUCUCGUUUUUUGAAUUAUUGUUUAUAAGGUGAAAAAAAAUUUCAGGAGUUAAUUUGGAGAAUUUUUUUUUCGUGUGUGUGUGAUUUGAAUGGAAAAAGCGAAUAAAUUAAAAUUUUUAUAUGAAAGUUUCAGUCGGAUUAUUUCUCACUGUGGAUAGAAUCUCGCGUGAAAAAAAUAGUCGUAAAUAUGGAAAACGUUCAUACUAAGUUAUUAUUGUACGAUUAUUGUGAACUUUCAUUAAUAUGUAACGUGUUAUGAAGCAUUAAAUGCGAUGUAUUUGUAAAUGUAGUGUGUAAUUAAACUAAUGAGCAUUGAGAAA
Messenger RNA from Planococcus citri (citrus mealybug), 4046 nucleotides. It is a transcript of the gene cysu, whose product is annotated as Curly Su. The record is from RefSeq and is a predicted model, not a curated record. NCBI's taxonomy places the organism in Eukaryota, Metazoa, Arthropoda, Insecta, Hemiptera, Pseudococcidae. The transcript has 16 exons. Gene Ontology annotation, biological process: response to oxidative stress. Gene Ontology annotation, molecular function: heme binding; peroxidase activity. Bases 923 to 3172 code for a protein of 749 amino acids.